Lodderomyces margitis is the source of this 1200-nucleotide messenger RNA. Its product is annotated as triglyceride lipase. Lineage: Eukaryota; Fungi; Ascomycota; Pichiomycetes; Serinales; Debaryomycetaceae. Bases 1 to 1200 code for a protein of 399 amino acids. The transcript has a single exon. The record is from RefSeq and is a predicted model, not a curated record.
AUGUUGUUCACACUCGAAACAAAACAAGUCAAGGCUCAUCCAACAAGAGCUACAGGCAGUACAUUGGUUGCCAAAGACGCUGAGGAUUUGACUAUUGUGUAUAACAAGUACAAAUCUAAUCGUCCUCGUUCUAAGUCUCAAUUGUGUUUCAACUUGGUGUUUUGCCACGGGACUGGGUUCAACAAAUCAGUAUGGAACUAUUUAAUUAAGGUGUUGUACCAGAUUUCACAAUCAGGUGAUGCUCCUUGGCACUUGGACACUGUAAUUGCCAUGGAUGCCAUUGGACAUGGUGAUUCAAGCUUGGCAAACGAAGGAAAAUUAGGUGGUGUUUAUAUGUGGGAUGAUGGUGCUAAAGACGUUAAUGACAUUAUAAAACACGAAAUAGCCACCACAGGAGAUAUGGAGAAUAAUUUCGAGACCCGAACCGUUAUUAUUGGUCAUUCGAUGGGUGGGUUUAUUGCUUUGUACGCAGCAUUUUUGGAGCCAGCACUCUUUGACGCAGUUGUAGCUAUAGAACCGGUUAUCUAUAGAACAAACGAAACAGAAGCAAGAUUCAAUAAACUGUUUAAAAAGUUAAUCGGUUUAAUGAUGGAUGCUUUUGAUACUGAACAAGAUGCCAGAGACUAUUUCGAAAAGUACUCAUUCACCAAACGUUUCCAGCCUGAUGUAUUGCAGGAUUACAUUGCUGAUGAAAUUUACAAGACAAAGAAUGAGGAGGGAAAUAAUGUGUAUAAAACCAAGUGUCUGAAGGUGAGCCAAGUCAGAACAUACUUGAGCUCUUUCUUGUCUAUUCCAAAAGGUAUGUUGGCGUUACCUUCGAUUAGGGUCCCCGUAUUCCAUGUUGUUGGAGGGGAUGCUAACUGGAAUGCACGAGAAAGUGUAGAGUGGAUUCGUUCUGCCAUCCGGCCAGAUAUGCUAGCAGGGGCUACAAAUAUCGAAAAGGGACAACAUUUAGUAAACUCUGAACAACCAGACGAAGUGAUAAAGAUUAUCAAUGAUGCUUUGGUAAAAAGAGACCAAGAUUUCAAAAGCACACUAUCAACGAUUCCAGAAAUUGGGUUAAAGGGCGAUAGAAAAACCCUCCGUGACCAACAAUAUAAUUCACUUUUGAAUCUUGACUUGGAUAACGUUUACGGGUUUGAUACUAAGAAACAUCUGCCAUUUGAUACGAGUGUGAAAAAAGCUAACAGCAAGUUAUAG